GGCCCCUGCUGUCACUGUCCCUGCUCUGCGUUGGACAUUUCACCUCGCCACUGUAAAUUUAAAAAGAGGAUUACGUUUUGCUGACUACUGAUUUCAUAGCGUAGCUUGACCAAGUGCCGACAACUGGCUGGUCCCCCUGACAGAAGACUUAACACAGUCCGCAGUUGCAGGAUUUAUGAUUUUUCUUUUUGCAAGGCUCUGAAUUGAACAAGGAAAGAAAGCGCAUUCUGGAUCAUAAUCUGUAACAAAGUGCAUUUUACACAUUCACCCUGCGAACUCUUUCUGUCCGGUAAAACCCGUUUUCUGGUUGACUGGGCGUUUUGGACGCGCUCGUUAAACGGUGAUGCUACGGCGACGCGCAGGAUCCAUAGAGGGAAGAGACAGGUGAGGUGCGGCUGAGGAGCUGCCGUUAUUUAAGAGACGCUUUGGAUACCGAAAGCCGUGGUAUCCAUCAGCCUUUACCCCACAGAGAAGAAGAAGAGCGACCGGAGAGGGCGACCAGGCGACGGGCACCUGCCUCAGCCUCCCUACCUGGCCAUCUGGUGCGUUCAUGUGUUCUGCUGCCAUGGCGACCAUGGCUCCUCCCCUCACAUUUCUUCUUCUGCUCCUUCAACUGGCUGAUGGCUCAUUCCCAGAGGAACCCAGUCCACUCAGCUACGUCCCCGUAGAGGUGGUGAGGAGGUAUCCAGUGUUCUUGGGCAGAGCUCAUCGUUCAGCUCAGAGGCAGGAGCUGCACAUCCAGACAGUCCUGCAAGUUAACCGCACACUCUACAUAGGAGCCAGAGAUGAUUUGUACAGAGUGGAGCUAGAUAACAUGGCAGGUGAUGAAAUGUUUUACAGCAAGAAACGGACAUGGGAAUCCAAUAAAAAUGACAUUCGAGUGUGCCGGAUGAAGGGCAAACAUGAGGGAGAGUGUCGUAAUUUCAUCAAGGUUUUGCUCAGCCAGCACGGUGGCCUGUUUGUAUGUGGAACAAACGCCUUCAACCCUCUGUGUGCCAACUACACCAGAGACACUCUAGAAAUGGUGGGAGAGACUGUCAGUGGGAUGGCACGAUGCCCUUAUGAUCCACGGCAUGCCAACGUGGCUCUAUUUGCAGAUGGAAGUCUUUUUACCGGUACAGUGACAGACUUCCUGGCCAUCGAUGCGGUGAUCUAUCGAAGCCUUGGCGACAGCCCCGCCCUCCGCACAGUCAAACACGACUCCAAAUGGUUUCGAGAGCCCUACUUUGUGAGUGCCAUGGAGUGGGGGCCUCAUAUUUAUUUCUUCUUCAGAGAGAUGGCCAUGGAGUUUCAUCAUCUAGAAAAGGUGAUGGUGUCCCGUGUGGCUCGUGUGUGUAAGUCAGACCUGGGGGGUUCUCAGCGUGUGCUGGAGAAACAAUGGACAACAUUUCUGAAGGCACGACUUAACUGCUCCGUCCCUGGAGACUCACACUUCUACUUCAACCUCUUGCAUGCUACAAGCAACAUCAUUCACAUGCAGGGGCGGGAUGUCAUCCUGGGUCUAUUUUCAACUCCACCAAACAGCAUCCCUGGCUCGGCGGUGUGUGUGUUCGACAUGCAGCAGCUUGCCCACGUCUUUGAGGGACGAUUUAAAGAGCAGAAAUCCCCCGAGUCUAUUUGGACUCCGGUGCCGGACGAAGCAGUGCCUAAACCGAGACCUGGGGGAUGUGCAGUCCAAGGAUCCAGAUUUAGCUCCUCUACAGCACUGCCAGAUGAGGUGCUGAAUUUUGUGAAGACACAUCCUCUGAUGGAUGAGACUGUUCCACUGCUAGGACACCGGCCAUGGGUGGUCAAGACUAUGGGACGUUACCAGCUGACAACCAUGGUUGUAGACACCGAAGCUGGUCCCCAUAAGAACCGCACAGUAUUGUUUCUGGGAUCAACCCGAGGGACCAUCCUCAAGUUUUUAAUGAUCCCCAGCGGAGAUUCUGUCUCCCACAGCAGUGUGUUUCUGGAGGAAGUGGAGGGAUUCAACCCAGAGAAAUGUGGUGAGGACUCUCCUCAGGCUCGUCAGCUCUUGUCACUAUCGCUGGACCGGACCAGCCACACUCUGCUGCUGGCAUUCCCUUCAUGUCUAGUUCGAGUGCCCACAUCUCGCUGCCAUCUUCACUCGCGCUGCAUGAAGAGCUGCCUAGCCUCCAGGGAUCCAUACUGUGGCUGGACCAGAGGCAGCACCUGCUCCUUCUUGAGACCGGGCACACGGCUCCCUUUCCAGCAAGAUGUGGAGUAUGGAAACACCACCUCCCAUCUAGGAGACUGUGAUGGAAUUUUGCAGCAGAGUCUGCUGAUUGAACCAGAGAGCUUGGUCUCCCUCAACCUACUGGUGGCGUCUGCAGUCUCAGCGUUCACCAUUGGGGCGGCGCUGUCAGGCCUCGCUGUCUGCUGGAUCAUGGCUCACAAGCCAGCUAACCGUCGCCAUGGUAACGGUGCUCAGUCUUCUAUCCAGCGGCGUGAAAGGGGUCUGCUGAGUAACAACGGUGGGAUGGGAGGAUCUGUGCUCAGUGUGACGCGGCAAGGGGGAGGGGAGCGCUCCUGCACUCAAAGUGGGGAGACCCUAUUUGUCAUGCCCAACGGCUGGGUGAAGUCAGGAGAACUGGACCCCGGUUUCCUACCCACGCCUGAGCACACACCCCAACAGAAACGCCGUGGCCUACGACUGUCAGACUCCAACUCCGGGGGUUGGGACACGAGCCAGACGUACCUGGGGGGAGGCUCUGUCGGUCUGGGUUCCCCCUGUCGCAUGCCCCCCUCCGUCUAUCUGACCACUAGACUCUUCCAACAGGGUGGAGUAGGGAGACAUAGUAGUGAGGGCAGGGGGAAUGAUACGCCACGCCAGCACUAUGUCUGCCUCAGCAAGCAAGAAAAAUGUGGGAAGGGGACGCCAAAGGCCCCCCUCAGAAAGUCUGCAGGAGAAUAUGUAUACCCCAUGACCCCCCAGGACUCGCCCGAGCGUCGCAGGGUGGUCUCUGCACCCAGCGCCCCAAUGGAGUAUGGCGAGCCUCUGCCUUUGCGCUGGCCAGCACCAGAAGGCUACAUCCUUAGCAGUCACGGCAUGGUCCCUGUCCCCAUGCCCCCACCGUCCAUACCCACCCCCAGCAGCCAGGCCUAUGUGUCCCAACAGCACACGCCCGGCCUGAGUAGGGCUCUGCUGCGAGGGGCGCUUGAGCGAGGGGAGCUAGGCGAGCUGGUGGAUCUCAGCCAGCUGAUGAGUAAGAAGAACUGCAGUGAUAGGACUCAGACUGGCCAGUGACUGUUAUGGAAACAAAAGGGGCAGGAGUCCUUCCUUGUCCAGAGCUCUGUUUUAUUUACAGAGAUCUCCCUCCUUCUCUUUCUUCCUCAUUCAGCCAGUCCCCUCUUCUAUCCCUUCUCUUUUUAUUACAUCUUUAUGUCAUUGUCAUUCUGCCCCUCUGAUCUCCUCUGUCAGUCUCUCAGGCAAACUCCCCCCUUUUCACCCCAUGAUGAUGAGCCUCUCUGUAUGAGUGGCUUCUUGGUCUGCCACUCAUAUCCUGGCUCACACUAAUUGGUCAGAUGGAGUGAGGUUGUUGCUGUGUCUGCAUUGCAGAGUUGCCUCGCUCUCUCUCCAGUUACCCAGCAGCAGCAGGAAGAGGGAGGAGAGGGGAUGUAGAAAGAGAGAAAGAAAGAAAGAAAGAAAGAAAGAAAGAAAGAAAGAAAGAAAGAAAGAAAGAAAGAAAGAAAGAAAGAAAGAAAGAAAGAAAGAAAGAAAGAAAGAAAGAAAGAAAGAAAGAAAGAAAGAAAGAAAGAAAAAUAGGACAGACGUAGAUGGACACAGCCUUUAGAGCCUUCCUUCUUUGUGCAGAUUAACUGUGGCUGCAGAAGCAGUCACAUAGUGCUGCAGGAGUGGGAUGCCUUCUCCCUCUUGGAUAACAUUAACAAGACUGCCACCCAUCUGUUCUCCACUAUAUUACCUGUUGGUGUGAUUGCCAAGUAGGUACUUACAGUGAAAUUGCAAAUUCUUAACACCAUAAAAUGAAAAUCUACCUAAAUAUCUAAAGCUCUUGGUGACUCAUUAUACAGAAAACGGAGUGAUUCUGUGAACUCUGUGACCGUGAGCAGAAAUCAAAUGGAUGAUAAGGUGUGUGUGCGAAUAACACAGACAGAAAUCCUCUUUUGUCUCUCUUCUCCACCUUCUUGCUCUCAUAUGCACAGAAAAAAUGCAUAUAUGUACUUGUACAGGUAAUGGUGGGCAAUUAGUAUUCAUAUAUAUCAGAAGCAAGACGUGCCAAAUGCCUAGAACUUGUCUCAUAGGGAUAUGAGGCCGUAACUCACGUCUUUGGGGAGCAGAGUGCAGGACUGAAAUGUCAGCACUAUUUCUGCCAACUGCAUGCUCUCUGUAAUGACGUUGCCGGCAUCUGAACCGUCCAUCACUCUUUUUGUGUGCCUCUAUCGCUGCUUCCCUUCCAGUCCAUGUACUCUUUAAUGACCAAUAAUUCCACAAGGACGUCUGGAGCUUCUGGAGAUAUUGCACCAGGACACUGGACUGACGGCAAAAACAGAGCAGGGCAGAAAGGAAAAAAGAGAAAGUACAUGUACUGCAAUAUAUGAACUCCUUGGCCUUUGCUGUUACCUAGGGGGUUUUCCACAUCUAUACAAACACCAUCCUUCACUAAUGCUGCAUUAUAGACCACAAUCUGGUUUUACUGGGAAAAAUUUCCUGAUAAGCCCAUAGUGGGUCAAGGUCCUACAGACAUGUUGCAGAACAAAGUGGCAGUCACACUGGUGAUGAUUGAAACCAGUGGCUCAACUCAAAGCCAAUAAAGGUAAUGGAAAUGCUCCGAACAGGCAAAUGGGACUAUAUAUUCACCCUAUCAAAGUGUCCGGUGCCAUGAAAUGGUCUGUAUUUAGAUCCACACAACACAGUUUGGGUGUGUUAGUGGGGAGAUGAAAGUUGUAAAAACAGACAAGAUAAAGAAGAAUAAAGCAAAAGCUAUGUGAGACCUGAUGAAAGGAGGUGUACCACAAAAAACUGCCCAGACGACUUGAUUUUCACUCCCAGUCUGGAGUCGACACAUGAAUUCUGGUUUGUGCUAACCUUGUAGUGAGCAGCAAUAUAUGGUUUUCUGUAUAUAGUAAACUUUAAUUUAGGUAAAAUGAUAAUGUAAGACAUAUAAUAACAAAAAAGAUAGGCACUUCGUGGUUCCUAUCAGGCAUUAGCUUGCAAACAAAAAUUGAAACAUUUAUCAUGUCAUUAUAUUAAUGUAUGAAAACCUCUUCUGUUUUGUAUCGAUCUGCUCCAAGAUUAAAUGACUGACUACAUUUCUCUUUUUCCUAUUCAUUCCCUGUGUGCCAAAAUCACAUUCUCAGUUAUUUACUGAUGCCUGAUUAAUGAAGCAAAGAAAAACAGAAACUCUUGAAGUGCCAUGAAGACCAUUUCAGUCAGCGGUGCACCUGUCUCAUGCACUGUGCCGUCUUAAGAGCUCAAUAUCACCUAUCGCAGUACAUUUGUGAUAUGUAUGCCUUUUACCCUACAUGCUGAAAGAUUUUAAUUUAUCCUUUUAGAUGUCAGCUUGUAUUGCUGAGACUGUAUUUUUUCAGCUCCAUUUGUCCAAAUGCUACUGACACUGAAUGCUACCAGCAGUGUUUGAGGGUCUGUUUAUUAACUACUUCAUGCCAUAUUCUGUAAAUGCCCAUUCUGAUUAUUCCGUAAUGUAUUUACCGAUAACAUGACAUGAACUGUGUUUAUUUCUGAAAUACUGAUAUGUAAUAAUAAUUAUUUACUAGUAGUUCAUAAGCAAACCUUCAAAAUAGACUGAAAUGCUGUGAGGGAACACUGUGUAUCUCAUAUUGUGUCUCCUUUUUUUUGUCUUUUUCUAUAUGGUCUAGUGAUUGUAUCCCUUUCAUUGCCUACAACUGCCAUACUGGGGGAUCUUGAAAACACUCGUCAGCAUCCUUUGUGAAUGAAUGUAAUCAUUGUUUUUGUUUAUAGUCAUUAUUCUGUGCAGUAAUAAGAAAAAGCACAAAAAUGUUUCUUUUUUGCAUUUGAAAAGGAGCUGUUCUGUACCAUUUGUGAAUAGUGUAAAUAAUCACCCUGAAGGUAUAUUGUCUCAGUUUGGUUUUCGGGGGAUCAUUCAUGCUCUUCUGAGACAGGACUGUGUUUGAAGUGUGACUUUCUUUUUCAGUGACGAUGCUGUGAAUAAGAUGUAUGUACAGUAUUUACGUGACUCUGGCUGACUGCUGAGUUCAGCUGUUUCCUGUUAUUAGCGUAGAGUUGCGGGCCUGAUCUCAGACAGAACUGAGCCUUCUCAUUUGACUGAUGCCUGCUGAGUUUUUGCAGUUGCUAAGAUACUGCUGUUAUAAUAACCAUCAAUCUUUGGAGUACUGCUAUUAAAUGGCAUUAUAUAAUUGAC
Molecule: messenger RNA, 6365 nt
Organism: Sphaeramia orbicularis (orbiculate cardinalfish)
Lineage: Eukaryota; Metazoa; Chordata; Actinopteri; Kurtiformes; Apogonidae
Product: semaphorin-6B-like
Exons: 17
Coding region: 551-3250 (899 amino acids)
Biological process (GO): semaphorin-plexin signaling pathway; axon guidance; neural crest cell migration
Cellular component (GO): plasma membrane
Molecular function (GO): semaphorin receptor binding; chemorepellent activity
Source: RefSeq, a predicted model, not a curated record